AAUAACUCGAAAACAGACAAAGCUGGAGGGAUGCGCCUUUCACCAGUCGAAAGAAGAGCGUAUGCAGCAUCUUUCCGUAAGCGAAAAGUUAGCAUUUCAAAAACAGAUUUUUAACAGAUCUUUGGAAAACUUCUGUAUAAGUCGAAAAUCUACAACAGCAAACGAUUGAUAUUUUUCCAUCAGUAGAUAAAGAAAAGUGUUUUCUAUAAAAUGAGAUCUGAGAUGGAAGUUUAAAGGCUGAGUUUUUCCAGAAAUGAGGUUUUAAUGUCUGAACUCUUUUACUAUAAAAAUGCUAUAACUCGGCUAUUUUUAAUUCAACUACUUCAGACUCUAAGAUAAGACUUAAGUCUGAUAGUCAGUGACGGCCACAUCAUCAAAUUUUAACUAUUUUUAACAAUUUUAUCUCAGCUUUUUCAGGAGAUCUCUAGAAAUCCCAUUCUUCGCUUUGACUUCCAACUGUCUUUUUUCACAUCGAGAUGUCAAGGACAUCUCGUCUCAAGUCUUUUCUUAUAGUUUGAAACAUAUUGAAUUAAAAAUAGCCGAGUUAUAACAUUUUUAUAAGAGUCCAGGCGCCAAAACCUCAUUUUUUAAAAAAAUUCAUCCUUUGAACUUCCAUCCAUGUCAUUCAUUGAUUCCAGAUUUGAGAAUUUACUGUUGUUUUGUAGUUCGUUUGUGUGUGUUUAUGUUUUAAAAUAAUAAAACGUUCAAUUUUAGAAUUAAUAGUUGUUUAGUUAUAUAUAUUCUUAUUUAAGGUUUGGUGUCAGUGUUAACGCAAUUAACCCAAGAGUUACUAUCUUAUUCAACAUCUGAUCGUAAUGCACCAUUGUUAGAAUUACUCCAAUUAUUAGACCGUGAUUUAACAUAUGUAUCAGACAUUGUUAAAAAAGCAUUACAAGUUAAAAAAACGGGUACAGGUGAUCCUGAAUUACUAACAAAUGCUGAAAAAUUAUUACAAAUUCAUAAACCAUGCGUAACUUUAGUUGGUCCAUUGAUUACACUGCUACCAAAUGAAGAUGUAUCAUUGGCAAAUAUGGCUUCGCAUAAUUUAUCAUUACUCACACAAUUAAUAGGUUCAGAAGGAAAGGAAAUAUUGAACAGAAAUUAUUGUCUCAUAUUUAGUACCGUAUUAAAAUCAGCCGAUUCGUCAAAACAAAAAAUUUUAUUACGCUCAUUAAAACGUUUAAUAACAGCAGAUAAGAGAAAUUUAGAAGUAGCUAGAGCGUGCAAUGAUGAACUAUUAGAUUCAUUGAAUAAAAUUAAAAAAUCAGCAGCAAUUGAGGCUGAUGUUGGUUUAGUUGGUCAUAUUGAUGAACUUUUACAAUUAUUUGGAUAA
Molecule: messenger RNA, 1333 nt
Organism: Didymodactylos carnosus
Lineage: Eukaryota; Metazoa; Rotifera; Eurotatoria; Philodinida; Philodinidae
Source: the annotation of a GenBank genome assembly